CUCUCCCGGCGCGCGUGCACACUGCGGGUCGGCCCGGCGCUUGGGCCCGACUGUGGAGGCUGCUGCCUUGCCCCGUGAGGCCUGCAUGUCCGCGCCACCGCGGGACGAGGGGCCGCAGGGGGUCCGCGUGGACCAGACAUCAGCUGGACCCACGCGGGAGGCACGUGCAGCCGGGACAGGCGCCAUAGCCCGAGAGACGUGGACGGGACCCGGUGCUCCCGGACCCACGAGACGUGAAAUCGAGGCAGCAGCUCGGAAAGCCGGGAUGGAAGCACUCUUGGAGGGCGCCGCUCCCCAGAGCUCCGAGUCGGGGGAAACGCCCAAACCCGAGGGUGGGUUCAAGGUCGGGCCGGAGAACCCAGAAAGCUGUCGGAAGCAGGAGACCCACAAGGAAGACCCCACCGGGGACGGGGUGCCCGAGCAGGAUGAGCUAGCCGCCAGAACCCCUGAGACCAGCUGCAGCCCCCCGACUCCCCUCCAGAGGCGCGGUGCCCCAAGAAAGCGCAGGACCCUGAAGAAGGCAGCCGCCAGCGCGGAGGCUGCGGCGGAGCGAGGGGGCGGCGGCCCCAGCAAGCCGUGGAAGUGUGGGGACUGCGGGAAGGCCUUCAGCUACUGCUCGGCCUUCACGCUGCACCAGCGGACGCACACCGGGGAGAAGCCGUUCCCCUGCGCGGACUGCGGGCGCGCCUUCAGCCAGAGCGCGCACUUGGCGCAGCACCGGCGCGUGCACACCGGCGAGCGGCCCUUCGCCUGCGCCGAGUGCGGCAAGGCCUUCAGCCAGGGCUCCUACCUGGCGGCGCACGGGCGCGUGCACACGGGCGAGCGGCCCCACCGCUGCGCCGACUGCGGCAAGGCCUUCGCGCGCCCCACGCACCUGGCGCAGCACCGGCGCGUGCACACCGGCGAGCGGCCCUUCGCGUGCGGCCAGUGCGCCAAGGCCUUCCGCAGCCGCUCGUCGCUGCGGGAGCACCAGCGCAUCCACACGGGCGAGAAGCCCUUCGCCUGCGCGCGCUGCGACAAGGCCUUCCGCUUCUCGUCGGCGCUGCUCCGCCACCAGCGCACGCACACGGCCCAGCGGCCCUACGCGUGCGGCCAGUGCGCCAAGGCCUUCACGCAGGCCGCGCACCUGUCGCAGCACCGCGGCGUGCACACGGGCGAGAAGCCCUUCGCCUGCGCCGAGUGCGGCGCGCGCUUCAGCCAGAGCGCCUCGCUCACCGAGCACCGGCGCAUCCACACGGGCGAGAAGCCCUUCGCCUGCGCGCAGUGCGGCAAGGCCUUCACGCAGGUGUCGCACCUGAGCCGCCACCGGCGCACGCACACCGGCGAGCGGCCCUACGCGUGCGGGGCCUGCGGCCGCGCCUUCAGCAACCGCUCGCAUCUGGUGCAGCACCACCUGGCGCACACGGGCGCGCGGCCCUACAAGUGCCCGGAGUGCGGCGCCGCCUUCGGCCACGUGUCCUCGCUGCUGGAGCACCAGAAGGUGCACACGGGCGAGAAGCCCUUCCGCUGCGGCGACUGCGGCCGCGCCUUCAGCCACGGCUCGUCGCUGACGCUGCACCGGCGGACGCACACGGGCGAGCGGCCCUACGCCUGCCCCGAGUGCGGCAAGGCGUUCAGCAACCGCGCCUACUUGGUCCAGCACCACAUCGUGCACACCGGCGAGAAGCCCUACGAGUGCGGCGGCUGCGGCAAGGCCUUCAGCUUCUCCUCCGCGCUCAUCCGGCACCAGAAGACGCACGCCGCGGGCAAGAAGGCGGGGGGACCGCGCGGCCCCAGGGCCGCAGCCGCCUCCACACCCGAGCUCCCGGCCGGAGGAGGAGCCUGCUGACCUGACAGCGGCGAGCCUGCAGAAACCUCGGUGUUGGUGUGGUUGCUGUCAGCCGCUCAGGCGAGCCCGACUCUUGGCGACCCCGUGGACUGCAGCACGCCAGGCUUCCCUGUCCUUCAGUAUCUCCCGGAGGUCGCAAACUCAUGUCCACUGAGUCGGUGAUGCUGUCUAAGCAUCCGCUCCUCAUCCUCUGUACAUGGUAGGACACGUAACCUUGGUGGACCAGCCCACGAAUGAAGGCUGAGGUCUCCGGGGACCCCCUACAGGCGGGGCUCACUGAACCUUCUCUACCUCGUGCUCAGGCUCUUGGCUCCGGCGAGGAGACAUACCACCGCCCCGGUGAUGCCCGUGAGGAAAGCGAGGCUCUGAGAGGCUCCGUGAGGUUCUCUCCUCACUUGAGGCUGACAUGCCAGUGCCAAGAUCAAGCCCACAUCUGCCAGUCUCCCUGGUUCAAAAUCAUAGAGAGAAUUGUGUGUGUGUGGUCGCUCAGUCGUGUCCGACUCUUUGUGACCCCAUGGACAGUAGCCCGCCAGGCUCCUCUGUCCAUGGGAGUCUCCAGGCAAGAAUACUGGAGUGGGUUGCCAUUUCCUCCUCCAGGGGAUCUUCUUGACCCAGGGAUCAAACCCUCAACUCCUGCAUUGCAGGCGAAUGCUUUACAACUGAGCUUUACACCAGGUAAGCCCAUAAAAGGGUCAGCUAACUCAGAUAAAGAUAAAUGUUAUGGACAGGAUUUUAAAAGAUAUGGGGAAGUCAUUCUGUCUUAUAUGUGAGUUAAUUUUAAUUUUACUCUAACUAAAAUCCUUCAAUACUUUGGCUACCUAAUGCGAAGAACUGACUCAUUGGAAAAGACCCUGAUGCUGGGAAAGAUUGAAGGUGGGAGGAGAAGGGGACGACAGAAGAUGAGAUGGUUGGAUGGCAUCACUGACUCAAUGGACAUGAGUUUGAGCAAGCUCUGGGAGUUGGUGAUGGACAGGGAGGUCUGGCCUGCUGCACAUGGGUUCGAAAAGAGUCUGACACGACUGAGCGACUGAACUGAACUAAAAUAGCUUGUUUGCGGUGUAUCAAAUACGCAUUGUACAUCUGCUUUAAUUAUAAAAGGGGACAUGGACCAGAAGUAAAGCAUGUGCUGCCUCCCUUCCUGGGACGCCAGUGCUGGUACUCCAUCACUAAUACUUCCUUCCCAGGUGCCAAGGCCAUACUGCCAAAGCAUCAGGUAUGCAUGGCGGUCCGUUUGUUUUGAAAACUUGAAGAAACAUAUCCCUGACUUGUUUAACGUUUUGUUCUGACAAUACGUAAAACUGCUGAAACCCAUGUUUCUCUGGAGCAAUUUCUCAGAAUGAUCUGGGAGACUGUCUACUGGGUUGUAGUCCUCAGUUUGACUCAAAUAAAACUCUUUCCUAUUUUUA
Molecule: messenger RNA, 3234 nt
Organism: Dama dama (fallow deer)
Lineage: Eukaryota; Metazoa; Chordata; Mammalia; Artiodactyla; Cervidae
Gene: ZNF835
Product: zinc finger protein 835
Exons: 3
Coding region: 86-1828 (580 amino acids)
Source: RefSeq, a predicted model, not a curated record